Molecule: messenger RNA, 1998 nt
Organism: Topomyia yanbarensis
Lineage: Eukaryota; Metazoa; Arthropoda; Insecta; Diptera; Culicidae
Exons: 2
Coding region: 1-1998 (665 amino acids)
Source: RefSeq, a predicted model, not a curated record
AUGCCUUCUGUGGAUCUGAGGCAGUUGUUGAAACAGGAGCGCCAGGUGAAAUUAUCGCUAGAAAAUGUACAGGAGUUUGUAGACAACUAUCAAGAGGAACGUGAUAAGGGCAUGGAGGAGCUACGAUUGAAACAACUCAAAAAUGUUUUACUUGGUAAGUGCACACAGCGCGCUGGAAUAAUUGCUGAUCGUCAGCCGAUUGUUGCUGGUUCAGUUCAACCCUCCCGUACGAAAUACCCGGAGCUGAAGCUUCCUACUUUCUCCGGAAAAUUGCAGGAAUGGAUCAAUUUUCGUGAUAAUUUCAAGUCAUUAAUUCAUGAUAACGGAGACCUGUCUACAAUUGAUAAAUUCAAUUAUUUGCGCGCAUCUCUGAAGGAUGAAGCUUUACUUCAAAUUAAUCAGGUUCAAGUUACUGCUGCAACAUAUAAUAUUGCUUGGACUAUCCUUGAAGCAAAGUACGAAAACCAUAAAUUGAUUGCGCAGGAGCAUCUCAAGGCGUUGUUCAUGGUCCCUGCAAUGAAAUCAGAAUCUUUCGAAGCGUUGAACGCCAUUCUAAUGACCUUCAAGAUAAAUCUUCAGCAAUUAGAAAAAUUGGGUGAGAGAACAGAUAACUGGAGCACGAUCCUCGCGUUUAUGAUGUCGCAGAAGUUGGACAACGAUACUCUACGUCAUUGGGAGACCCACCAUAGUUCAAAGGAUAUUCCGAAGUACUCAGCUUUAGUGGAAUUUCUGGAAAACCAUUGUUCGAUCCUACUUUCAACAUCUUCACGCAGAGGAAUAGAGUACAAACGUCCAUUUAAGGCUCCCGCUGUUCACACGGCUAUUACAGCGACCAGCAACUGUUCAAUUUGCAACGGCGGAUCUCAUUCGUUGGAACAGUGUCGACGGUUCAACAAAAUGAGGGUGAUUGACAGGAACAUGGCCAUUCGAAGACUUGGGUUAUGCUUAAAUUAUCUACUUUCCGGACAUUUCGUUGCGGAAUGCACCAGGAACCCAUGCGGCAAGUGCGGUCAGCGCCAUCACCAUUUGUUGCAUCCCUUCGUGCCCAGCCAACUUGGUGGAGCACCAAACACCAACCAAAACCAAGCACAGAACAACCCGAGAAGACCUCAAGCCGCGAAUUCACAACACCAGUCGCAAUUACAAUCGCACACAAAUGCUCAAUCCCGGACGAACAAUUCUCAAGUAAACCCACAACAAACACCAGUUCAGAACACAGUCUCGCAACCAACACGACAGCCACCUCCCACUCCUACUUCCGCCACGUCACUCCACACUGCUACACUACACAACACUGUACAUCGUCGAAACACUACACUUCUGUCAACCGCAAUCAUCAAACUAGGCGACCGAUCAGGAAACACGAUCAUCGCUAGAGCGUUAUUAGAUAACGGUUCACAGAUUUGCAUGAUCACUGAAAAUCUGUCCAAGAAACUCAAUUUCAAACGACUUCGUGAAAAUUUGCCUGUGAAAGGGGUUGGAAGUUCAUUGACCAUUUCCAAGCAGUCUAUCCUUGCGAAGGUUUUGUCGCGAUGUUCAUCCUACGAGACAGCUGAGUUGAAGUUUUUCGUAGUACCGCAGAUCACACUGAAUUUGCCACAACGAAGUUUUGAUAUAAGUUCCUGGAAGGUGCCUGCCGAAAUCCAGCUUGCUGAUCCAAAAUUCUUCGUAUCCAAUACCGUAGAUGUGAUUUUGGGAGUGGCAAUCUUUUAUGAUCUACUGUUGAACGAGCUGUUGCAACUUCUCGAUGAAGGUCCUAUUCUACGCAACACCGAGCUAGGUUGGAUUGUAGCUGGAGAAAUAUCCGAUGAUCCAACUACUACGUUCAGCGCUACAGUUGCCACAUCGAUAACCACCGAAGAGGUCUACGAACAACUAUCUAGAUUCUGGGAACUGGAGUCAUGUCGAACGAAGAGCUGUCUGUCCAUCGAAGAGUCAGCAUGUGAAUCGUUUUUGAGCAGACGACAUCACGAGAUAAGGACGGAAGAUUUAGAGUAG